Dinoponera quadriceps is the source of this 3752-nucleotide messenger RNA. RefSeq names its product microtubule-associated protein Jupiter (gene Jupiter). Gene Ontology annotation, cellular component: nucleus. NCBI's taxonomy places the organism in Eukaryota, Metazoa, Arthropoda, Insecta, Hymenoptera, Formicidae. Bases 636 to 1415 code for a protein of 259 amino acids. The transcript is spliced from 5 exons. The record is from RefSeq and is a predicted model, not a curated record.
UCGCUCGCUCGGUCGUUCGGAAGUCGUCGGCCGUCCGCGCACAACUUCGCGCCGCACCUCGCCGCGCCGAUUCACCGCCAUCAGUAUUUCGUGAUCGUGCGCAACGGCAGCGGUGCUGAUCGGUGGUUACGAGUUCUCUCUCUCUCUCUCUCUCGUUCUUCCUUCUUCUCCUGCUGCUCCCCUGUUCCGUUUCUCGCGCGAGUUUCUCGACUUUUCGGAGGUGGCGCCUCCACUCUCGCGCUUCGCGACGUGCAGCGUCUAGUGGACGGUUCGUUCUUUCUUCCUUUCCUUCCUUCCGCGGGCCUCAUCUCCCGCUUUCUCGCUCGCACCAGCCGGUGCCCUGCUCCUUUUCGGCCCGCUCUCCGCACGGAAGCCACACACGAACGGAGGAAACGCGAGAGUGCGUGGUGACCCAGCUUGACCCAGCUUGACGCCGCGUGUGCCGGUGCGAAUUUCGUGUGUGCACGCACGCACGCGCGUACGCCUUAGCUCGCGAGAGAGAAAAAGAGAGAGAGAGAGAGACAAUUUACGCGAGAGAAGAGAGCCCCUCGGUCGCGCUCCGUAGUGCUUUGAGGUUAUCGAGCAGAGCAGAGCUCUCGCCGCUUCGCGUCGACAGAUAUUCUCCGGAAGGAAACAUGUGGGCCGGCCAGGACGACACGCAAAGAUUCAAGACCAGGGUGUUGAAACCGCCUGGCGGCGGCAGCAGCGACAUUUUCGGCUCUGGCCCGGAGGAAACGAGCCCGCGACGCGUCAAGACUCACAAUCAGUCCCAGCUGGGCCUGGCGUUGUUCGGCGACGCCAACGGCACCGACGCCGGUAAUGGCAACGGCAACGGCAACGCAAACGCCGCCGUGUCCCCGCGCUCCAGCAGCAAGCCCGGUAAUGAUUCAUACAAUCGUCUGUUUGGCCCCCCCGAUGCCCCACCCACCACCCCAAACGCGAGAAAUCACAUGCGCAGCAAUAUCUCCCUCAGCGGGGGAUCGUCGGCCUCGUCGUUAUCGUCGGGCGCCGCGACGUCGCCCGCGAAGAGCACGACCAGCAGCGGCAGCAACACGACGGGCGUCGCCAAUGGCUUUGCCGCCAGCAACGGCAGCAAUUCGUUCAACGAUAUCACAGCUUUUAGGAGAAAGAAACGAUUUCGAGGCUCAGCCUGCGUGCCGGCGCGCAACCCGGUCACCGGAGACGGAGUCGAGGUGACGCCCGUGAGGCGCAUCGCACGAAAGUGUCGAGAUGGCAACCCGGUAACCGGAACCGGCUACGCGCCCGAGCCGCUGAAGAACGGCCCGACCAUGCAGAACGGCACCGUCAGCUCGAAUUCCAGCAGCGGCGACAAGUCGAUCGACUCGUCGCCGUCGUCGAAGCCGGCGGCGCGCACCCGCGUCCCGCCGGGCGGCUACUCAUCCGGACUCUGGUAAAGGGCGGCGGACGACUCGUCGCCGCCGUCGGCGGGGCUGUUCCGUCGCCCGCUCAUCGGGACAGCCCGAUCGAUCCUUUUUUCGGUCUUGUACUCUUAACCCGCUAAGGCCCGCGAUCGCCUUUUCGUAUUACCGUUCUAACAGAAAUAGAGAGAAAGAGAGACAAAGAGAGAGGGGGAGAGAAAGAGAGAGAGAGAGAAAGAGAGAGAGAGCUCCGAGAUGAGAAGAUCGAUAGAUUCUCGGUCACCGUGUAUACACCUACACCGUCGCGCGGGCGACGAUUCUCCGCCGCGAUUGUUUCCUUAGAAGAAGCGAAACAUCCACCCCCGUCAAAGAGAGUUGCCGAAGGCAGACGGGUGAGGCAGACCGGCUACCACCGUCGGUGCGGGCUUUAUUGGGUUAAUCAACGAGUGGUCUAACAGCAUUUUCCUCUUUUUUCGUUUCUCUUUUGCUUUGUGCCGAUUGAAAGAACAAACACACACGCACACACACACACACACACACACAUACAUACACAGGGAGAGAAAGAGAGAAGAGGGAGGACACACUAAGAGUGACAAUCUGCGAUCUCUCGAGACCCGGAUGACCGGAUAACUCUUUCUCGAAUAACCGACAUCUAGAGCAAAAUUGAUUUUUAGAGAUGACACAUACAUACACACACACACGUACAUACAUACAUAUAUACACACACGGUGACGGAUAAGCCAUCAUCAUCAUCAUCGUCGUGAUAAUCAUCAUCGUCACACAUCAUCAUCAUCAUUAUCACUUUCUGUGUUUCCUUUUAAUAAAACUAUUUGAUACUGUCAUGUAGCGAUGUUCGUCAUCAGGAGGGCCGAAAAGCUUUCAACGAGGGCGAGAGAUAGUAAUAACGAUAGGAAGCCCGUCGAUUCCUCGAUGUUGCGAGAUGUUCCGCAACGCGGAAACGAGCGCAAGCCGCGUUUUAUCUCGCGCUUCGACCAGCGGCGGAGAGAGAGAGAGGGAGAGAGAAAGAGAGAGGGGAGAGGAGGUUCGUGCGCUCAGGUUGUCGCUUAGGAUCCUUGAAAUAUCAAUCGCGCGCGAAUUUUCCGCUUCAAGGCGGAUCGAUUCGAGACGAUCGACGAUUCGAGACGCUAACGAGACGCGAGAGUAAUUCUGCGUCUCGCGCAGAACUCGCCUCGCGUCGGUCGGUCGGUCUGUGAGCUGAGGAAUACACCCGACGGCUCCACGGAUAUUUCUUUUCUCCGAUUCGCCGGUGAAAAAUUCCACGAGCGAGCGAGCGGACGAGAGCGCAGGUGUAAACCGAUCCCGGGUGGUUCGUCGAGCGUGAAUUACCGGUCCUUCAAUUAGCAACUCUAGUAAAGGCAUUAUCGCGUAUACGAACAAGUAACUGUAUAUAGAGGUAGUUAAAACGAUCAUCGCGCGUAAAGUGCGCCUCCUUCUGCUCCUCCUCCUGCGGAACGCGCAUUCUUCUGGUCGGCGAGCGACUCCGCGCGAGUCGUAAAUCACGGUCGCCGAGAAACGCGUUUUUCCGGCGAUCGCUCGAGUUUAUCCAGUCCGAUAAGUAAAUCGGGGGAGCGAGGAGCUCUUCUGUCUUUCUGUCUUCUCGAAAUUCGUCCCGGCGUCGAAUGCGGGUUCUCCUUCGCUCUCUUUCGCCGCGUCGCGCUCGCUUUGUGUUUCGUCGCGACGGGCGCCGACGUUAGGACGGUCCACACCAGCGGAUGCUGAAAUCGUGGAGUCACGUGAUUCGUGCUUUAGAUAACUCUUUUUUUAACAUAUUGUGAGAGAGAUGCGUAUCAAUUGUAGAAGUAACGUAAUGCUUCAACUUUUCAAUUUCCGAAAGAACAAGCUGAUGACUUUGUGUUUUAUAUUUUAUAUUGUGUCUUUUCGAAAGGACGUUUUUUCGGAUGCAAUGCCGCCGAAGGUAGCCGGAAGAAGCGCUCGUCCCGUUCGAUCGCUCGGAAAGCGAAGCUUCUCCCCGUCGCUGUCGAGCGUCGCACGACGUCUUUCGCUCGUUUCCAACCGUUGCGCGCGCGUCCACCACACGCACUCAUACAUACACACACCCUUCGAGACCCGACAAAAUCGUUUCGUCGAAGAGGCAUUACGCGCGACGAAAUUCGCUCUCUCCGUGGUGAAGGACAAUGACACGUACACGAGUAAUAAUAUUCGCACACGCGUACAGAAGAGAGAGAGAAGAACGAGAGAGAGAGAGAGAGAGAGAGAGCGUACCAAGGUCGUAGAAUUGUAGGAUCGCGAUCGCCACUUUAUCGUAGUGUGCAGCGUUUGAUUAGGAGCCAGGUGAGAAUCGUUCUAUCGAUCGAUCGAUCCUGCCGAAACGUCGAAGAAAGAUAAAGAGGG